This is a messenger RNA of Ochotona curzoniae (black-lipped pika), 3389 nucleotides long. It is a transcript of the gene CUL4A, whose product is annotated as cullin 4A. Gene Ontology annotation, biological process: DNA damage response; ubiquitin-dependent protein catabolic process; protein ubiquitination. Gene Ontology annotation, cellular component: Cul4A-RING E3 ubiquitin ligase complex. Gene Ontology annotation, molecular function: ubiquitin protein ligase binding. The transcript has 20 exons. The record is from RefSeq and is a predicted model, not a curated record. The coding region runs from base 49 to 2316 and encodes 755 amino acids. Lineage: Eukaryota; Metazoa; Chordata; Mammalia; Lagomorpha; Ochotonidae.
GCGGCGCGGCGUGGCCGGGGCGGCUCGGGUCGGCGUCCGGCCGCGGCCAUGGCGGACGAGGCCCCGCGCAAGGCCGGCGUCUCGGCCCUCGUGGGCCGCACCAACGGCCUCACCAAGCCCGCGGGCCUGGCCAAGCCGGGCGGCGCGGGCGGCUCCAGGAAGCUGGUCAUCAAGAAUUUCCGAGACAGGCCGCAGCUGCCGGACAACUACACGCAGGACACGUGGCGCCAGCUGCACGAGGCCGUGCGGGCCAUCCAGAGCAGCACGUCCAUCCGCUACAACCUGGAGGAGCUGUACCAGGCCGUCGAGAAUCUCUGCUCGCACAAAGUGUCCGCGAUGCUGUACCAGCAGCUGCGCCAGGUCUGUGAGGACCACGUGCAAGCGCAGAUCCUGCACUUGCGAGAAGACUCACUAGAUAGCGUUUUAUUUUUAAAGAAGAUGAACACGUGCUGGCAAGAUCACUGCAGACAGAUGAUCAUGAUCAGGAGCAUCUUCCUGUUCUUGGACCGCACGUACGUCCUGCAGAACUCCAUGCUGCCGUCCCUCUGGGACAUGGGAUUAGAACUAUUUAGAAAUCACAUUAUUAGUGAUAAAAUGGUUCAGAGUAAGACCAUCGAUGGGAUUCUUCUCUUAAUUGAGCGAGAGAGAAGUGGAGAAGCUGUGGACAGGAGCCUGCUGCGGAGCCUGCUGAGCAUGCUCUCGGAUCUGCAGGUGUAUAAGGAUUCUUUUGAACUGAGAUUUCUGGAAGAGACUAAUUGUUUAUAUGCUGCAGAAGGCCAAAGAUUAAUGCAGGAAAGAGAGGUCCCGGAAUAUCUUAACCAUGUGAGUAAACGUCUGGAGGAGGAAGGCGAUCGUGUGAUCACAUACCUGGACCACAGCACGCAGAAGCCGCUGAUUGCCUGUGUGGAGAAACAGCUGUUAGGAGAACAUUUGACAGCAAUUCUACAAAAAGGCCUUGACCACUUGCUGGAUGAGAACAGGGUGCCAGACCUCACACAGAUGUACCAGCUCUUCAGUCGUGUGAAGGGUGGUCAGCAGGCACUGCUGCAGCACUGGAGUGAGUACAUUAAGACAUUUGGCACAACAAUUGUCAUCAAUCCUGAGAAGGACAAAGACAUGGUUCAGGACCUGCUGGACUUCAAGGACAGGGUGGACCACGUGAUCGAGGUGUGCUUCCAGAGGAAUGAGCGGUUCAUCAACCUGAUGAAGGAGUCUUUCGAGGCGUUCAUCAACAAGAGACCCAAUAAGCCUGCAGAGCUGAUCGCCAAGCACGUGGACUCGAAGCUGCGAGCAGGCAACAAAGAGGCCACAGACGAGGAGCUAGAGCGCAUCCUGGACAAAAUCAUGAUCAUCUUUCGGUUCAUCCACGGGAAAGACGUCUUUGAGGCAUUUUAUAAAAAGGAUUUAGCUAAAAGACUCCUGGUGGGGAAAAGUGCCUCCGUGGAUGCUGAGAAAUCAAUGCUGUCAAAGCUGAAACAUGAGUGUGGUGCAGCGUUCACCAGCAAGCUGGAAGGCAUGUUCAAGGAUAUGGAGCUUUCCAAGGACAUCAUGGUCCAUUUCAAGCAGCACAUGCAGAAUCAGAGUGACCCUGGCCCGAUUGACCUCACCGUGAACAUCCUCACCAUGGGAUAUUGGCCGACAUACACGCCCAUGGAAGUGCAUCUAACGCCAGAAAUGGUCAAACUUCAGGAAGUAUUUAAAACCUUUUACCUCGGGAAGCACAGUGGUCGGAAACUUCAGUGGCAGACGACUUUGGGACACGCUGUUUUAAAAGCAGAAUUUAAGGAAGGCAAGAAGGAGUUCCAGGUGUCGCUGUUCCAGACACUCGUGCUCCUCAUGUUCAACGAGGGUGACGGCUUUAGCUUCGAGGAGAUCCGGGUGGCCACCGGCAUAGAGGAGAGUGAGUUGCGACGAACGCUGCAGUCACUGGCCUGUGGGAAAGCCCGUGUCCUAGUGAAAAGCCCCAAGGGGAAGGAGGUAGAAGACGGGGACAAGUUCAUUUUCAACGGAGACUUCAAGCACAAGUUGUUCAGGAUCAAGAUCAACCAGAUCCAGAUGAAGGAAACGGUGGAGGAGCAGGUCAGCACCACUGAGCGAGUGUUUCAGGAUCGCCAGUACCAGAUCGAUGCGGCCAUUGUCCGGAUCAUGAAGAUGAGGAAGACCCUCAGUCACAACCUCCUGGUGUCUGAAUUGUACAACCAGCUGAAAUUCCCAGUGAAGCCUGGAGAUUUGAAGAAGAGAAUUGAAUCUCUUAUAGACAGAGACUAUAUGGAGCGAGACAAAGACAAUCCAAAUCAGUACCACUACGUGGCGUGAGCUUCGCUGUGUCGUCUUUAGGGAAACACUAGAAUGGACCUUGGAGCAAUGGCACCUGCCUGCAGGCUCUAGGACUCUGGCAGAAGCAGCUGUGGACCCAAGAAGAGAGGACAGGCAGGCCGGCCUCGUCCCGCAGGGCUCUGGGCGCCCGGGGCGCGUGUAUCUUUAUUUCCUCCAGUUCUUUUAGGCUUUUAAAUUGUUCUAUGCUUUGUGCAAAAUGAGAUUGGGCAGAAAAUACUGGUUCCAGGAGGUCCCUUAUUGUGGGACAAAGAGCUGAGCAUUUGGUUUGCUUCUGUGUGUGUGGUCAGUGUGUGCCGUCAAGACAAAUGCUGCAUUUUGCUGUGAGGUGGCUGAGGUUCCUCAAGCCAGGCGCUCCUGGGUGCCGCUCAUGGAGAGGCCAUCCCUUACCGGGCAGGUGUCCGCACUUGUCAGCGAGGCAGCCUCAGCCCCCAGUGCCUGUGUGUUCCAGCUUUUUGACUGCUUUCUUAAUCUUGGGUCUCCUGGAGAGAUGUGUAGAGGUGUGGGGGGACUGGUAGCUGUUUGCGUCUUCUUUGUGAGACGAUCUAGGAAGUUGUUUUCUGAUUGAACUGCAGCACCCAUGUGGUUGCUGUCCUGGGAAGAGGGCAGGGCCGCUCUGCCCACCACUGUGUCCUGUGCGGGCACUACCCUGUGCCCACCACUGUCAAGCAUUCUAGGAGACUUCAGGUCUUGACAUUGUCAAACAGACGUUAUUUUGUCGAAAGAUUAAAAGGCUUUUGUUGGCACUUGGCUACGUGUGUGUGUGUGUGUGUGUGUGUGUGUGAGUGUGAGAGCGGCCUAUGGGAAGUUGGCUGCUGCCUUGUGGCUGACCACAGGAAGAAGUACUUUGUUUGGCAUAACAGCAUGUUUCAUUUUGAUUACAAGCUACCAAAGGAACUUUGAUCAUGGCAUAAGUAUCUAAAGCAAUAUUUUCUAGAAUAUACCAAGUUUAUAUCAUUUGAUUUUGUGCUAAAUUAUUAAGAGUCUCAGUUUUCAAAACGUGCCUGUUUAGAAUAUGACAUUUGGGUUGCCCUAUUAAAAUCCUUAUUCUUCAA